Messenger RNA from Saccoglossus kowalevskii, 2000 nucleotides. RefSeq names its product DENN domain-containing protein 2B-like. The record is from RefSeq and is a predicted model, not a curated record. NCBI's taxonomy places the organism in Eukaryota, Metazoa, Hemichordata, Enteropneusta, Harrimaniidae.
CGGAAGAACGACAGAAAGUUUUGUUGUGUGUGCGUUUCUGUUAUUUUUUGGGGCAUUUAGUUCUAUGAACUUGACUCCGUUUUCCGUGAAUGAAAUAGUGUUCGAAUGCUUGACGAAAGAACUACGAUGUUAAUCAGUAUAUUGCAAAGUUCGUACGCUUGGCAACUGCUCUUUCCGAUUUCAACGUCAACACAAAUACCACUGACGACUUAAACCAAGGGCUUUCCUUUGGGAUCGUUGUCUUGUGACAGACAGACUGCAAGAUGUCAAAACCUGCUCUUACUCAUGAAAACUGGAGGAAUGAAAUUAAAAAAGAGAAUAAAGAGCUUGAAGAUAGUGCUGCCAACAAACCAACUGUAAAGAAACUGAACCCUGCAUUUCUUGAUAGAUUUGAAUGUAACAAAAUCAGUGAGACUGGGAGUGAGCAACCACACAGAGAGUCUUGGUCACCAAUACAAGGAAAGAAUGUCAGUGAGACAGAGAAAAAGCAACUACAUAAUGAGUCUUGGUUACCAGUACAAGGAAAGAAAGUCGGUGAGAUAGAGAAAAAGCAACCACAUAGGAAGUCUUGGUUACCAGUACAAGGAAAUAAAGUCAAUAAGACAGAGCAAAAGCAACCACAUAAGGAGUCUUGGUUACCAAUACAGGGAAAGAAAGUCAGUGAGACAGAGAAAAAGAAAUCACAUAGGGAGUUUUGGUUACCAGUACAAGAGAAUAAAGUUACUGAGAUAAGGAAGACAGAACCAUUACAGAGACAGACUCAGUUCCUAGAAGUACUGUCAUCAUUUCAACAUGAUUCAGUGGGUGAUAAUAAAACAAUACACCAGCCAAUAGAAAAACCUGUGUCAGAGCCAAGAAGACCGCUAUCAUCUUUUCAAGAGGGAUUACAUGAAACACUAGUGGUGCGAGACAGACAACAAGAGUCCAUUCCAGUGGUUAAACCAAAGCGACCACCCCAACCUGUCUUUCAAGUGAAAUCAAAGGAAGCAGGACAGGCAGUUUGUGUAACAUCUAAGGUCAACAAGAUGGAUCAGAUGCCACCGCAGAAACCUAAACGUACCUAUGCACAUGAUAUAUACAAAGAAGCCAAAACAUUACAGACUCAUAAUAAGAAUAAAACUGAUAAAUUGCAGAAAUUCGCACCUAAUGCUGGAGAACCUACAAGAAUUAAACUACCACCACCUACACUACCACCACCCCCACCUCCUCAUUCAAGAGGUGAUACACAUCCACCUUUUCGCAAAGUAAGUUCUGCAAGUUCACAUAACUAUGAAUGCAUAUCUGAUUGGGUAAUUGAUGAUAUCAGUACCUUUUCUAAUAAGUUCAAACGAUCACGUUCAAGUGAAGAUUUACGGACAGCUACAGAACUUGACCAUCAUGUUAAAGAACAUAUCUAUGCAGAACCUGAUGUAACACAACCUAAGAAAACUCAUCGCACAUAUUCUGACCCAUAUGAAAUUUCACAUGAUAGACAAACUGCACUUGUUAAUGAGGAUGUUUGUGGGUAUGCAGUGCCUGAGCGUUUGGAAGACAUGCAGAGACGAUAUGCUCACUCUUUAAAGAUUAGGGGUUCUGCAAAGAUGUCAUCUGGUGAAAGUAGACGGUCCAAUUCACUGGAAGAUGGUAACUCACUGCUUUAUGAUGAGAAGAAAAUAAAGAAUAAAUUGCCAUGGAUUCAAAGAAAAAUCAAUGAAGCAUUCAUGGUUUUAAAAAGGAAGAAAGAGAAAAAGAUCAGAUCUAAUGGAAAUGUUGUUGAUGGUAUUUCGCAAGAUGAUAGUGUUAACAGUGAUAAUGAAAAUGAUGUUUCUGAUGCAGACCAUAGACGAAGACUUAGACAUGCACAGACUGUAAAGGAAACUGCUGUAUACUGCACUUUGGAUAAAAUACGUGAAACAAUGAGAUACAAAAAAAUGUUUGACUAUGUUGUUAUUGUUGAGUUAGCACAAAACAGAGAAACUUGCAAACAUGAGCCAUUUAUAUCAUACCAGUUUCCACAAGAG